AUGCUGGCUUUUCUUGUCCUUGCUGCCCUUGGCGCGGCCACAGUUACUGUCCAUGAUUCCAGUGACUUUGCUGAUCUUACUGCCGAUGCCGCUGAUGAUGCGUUGACGUCGGAUUGGGAUUAUACCCCGACCACAUAUCAAGUCGAUUCCAUCGUGGGGGCUUACCAGUACUCCGACAAGACUGAUACUAUAUCGCAUGAAACGCUUACCGUCACUGCCAGUGAUACCAGUGUCCUUGUUAUCACCGAAGGAUCAGACGUGAAUGUCUCUUACUCGACCAUUGUUAAGCACGGCUACUCCAGUGAUCUCUACCAGUCCAGUUUCUUUGGCCUGAAUGCAGCCGUCAAUGUGGCCAACGAGUCCGUGGCAUACCUUGACCAUGUCAACGUGACAGUGCACAACGGGGCAGCCAAUGUCUAUUCCUACGGAAACAAUACCUACGUUUCCAUUUCUGACUCGAGCUUGUACAGCUCCGGUCCAGUUUCGCACGGCCUGUAUGCAGCCGGCUACGGCACCAUUGUGGGACGAAACUUGGAGCACUACUCGGGAGCUUAUCGAUCCUCUUCUUUUGCCGGGGACAGCCCUCAGGGCUACGUGUAUGUAUACGACUCAGUGGCCCACACGGCGGGUAUCGGGAGUGCCAUCAUCUACGGCCAGGGCACUGUCUACGCUGAGAACAUCGUGGGGUAUGCCGAACAAGCUCCCGUUGCAUUCUUGGAUACCGCCCAGAUUGAUAUCUACGAUUCCGAUCUCACUGCGGGCCUGCUGGCGGGGGCAGUCGUCUUCUCAUCUGGGACUCGGGGAUCUGGCUCGGAGAUCAACUUCACCAACUCUCGUCUGACUGUCCUCCCUGAGGCAGCGGCAGCGCUUUGGUUCGGCAACGUCAUUGCCAGCUCCCACUUGGCAAGUACUGCUAUCAACACUACGUCGGGGAUCUUGGUCAUUGCCAAUUACUCUCAAGUUACACAGGACUUUAGCUACUUCGCGGACUCCACAGCCGCCGCUGAAGCAACUAUCACAGUGUCCGCAUCCGAGCUGGAGGGAGACCUUGUGGCGUACAAUGGCAGCAGUAUUAGCUGGUCGCUGACGGACUACUCUUCGUGGACGGGAACAGCCUACUCGGGCUAUGGCAUCUCAACAUUUGCUGUCUCACUGGAUGCGACAUCCACGUGGAUAUUGACCAACGACACGGUGCUUAACAAUUUCACAGAUUCGGACCGGACGUUGAGCAAUCUGUACAGUGCUGGGUACACAUUGUACUACGAUUCGAGCGCGGCUGCAAACCGAUGGUUGAACGGGACGACCAAGCAGCUGACUGGUGGAGGGUCUGUGACGCCGGCGACGACUGCGCAGCUGACGUGA
This is a messenger RNA of Aspergillus niger, 1362 nucleotides long. RefSeq lists its product as uncharacterized. NCBI's taxonomy places the organism in Eukaryota, Fungi, Ascomycota, Eurotiomycetes, Eurotiales, Aspergillaceae. The record is from RefSeq and is a predicted model, not a curated record. Bases 1 to 1362 code for a protein of 453 amino acids. The transcript has a single exon.